AUGUUUGUUUUAUUUGCCCUUGCUGUGCUUGACACAGUAAAUAUUGAUCUUUUAGACACACCUCCUCCAGUUAUCCCAGAUAGAACACCAGAACCUUCAGGUUCUCCAUUACCUUCUCCAACAAGAAUUAUUGUAAUACAACCAAAUCCUGACAGCAAUAAAGUUUCUACGUGGCUAAUAGUAUGUACAACAAUUAUUUGCGUAAUUAUUGUAAUUACUAUUGUGUCUGUAAUAGUUUUAUGUUUUAGACAAAAUAAAGGAGAAAUCUAUGCACAUAACACAUCAUCUACUAAACAGCAUGAGGCUGGAACUGUUGAAAUACGCUCUAUUUAUUCAGUUCAAAAAUCAAUUCGAGCAACAGCUGCAAAAUAA
Trichomonas vaginalis G3 is the source of this 372-nucleotide messenger RNA. RefSeq lists its product as uncharacterized. Lineage: Eukaryota; Parabasalia; Trichomonadida; Trichomonadidae. Bases 1 to 372 code for a protein of 123 amino acids. The transcript has a single exon. The record is from RefSeq and is a predicted model, not a curated record.